AUGCCAAGCGCCUCCACGGUGGACCUGCAAAAGCGCGCCCAGGAGGGCGCCUCGUUGGACGAGCUGCUGCCGGAGGCCUUCGCCGUGGUGCGGGAGGCCUCUGCGCGGGUGCUUGGGCUGCGACACUUUGACGUGCAGCUCAUGGGAGGUAUCGCCCUGCAUGAGGGCAACAUCGCAGAGAUGGGCACUGGUGAGGGCAAGACCUUGGUUGCCAUCCUCGCCGCCUUUUUGAAUGCCCUCACGGGCAAGGGCGUGCAUGUGGUGACGGUGAACGACUACCUUGCACGCCGUGACGCGGAAUGGGUGGGUCAGCCGCUGCGGUUCCUUGGGAUGACCGUGGGGGUGGUGCAGAACGGCAUGGCGCCGGAUCAGAAGAAGAAGGCCUACCGAUCCGAUGUCACCUACGUCACCAACAGUGAGCUGGGCUUCGACUACCUGCGAGAUCAGAUGGCCCCUUCCCCAUCCGAGCUUGCCUUGCGGGAGAAGUCCCCCUUCAACUUCGCAGUGGUGGACGAGGUGGAUUCUAUCCUCAUCGACGAGGCCAGAACCCCCCUCAUCAUCUCCGGCGUGGCCGACAACACACCCACCAAGUACAAGGUUGCGAAUGAGGUGGUAAAAGCUUUGCGCAAGGAGGUGCAUUACACGGUAGAUGAGAAGCAGCGGCAGUGCGUGCUCAUUGAGGGCGGUGUGGAUGCGGCCGAAAAGCUGCUGGGAAAGGACGACCUUUUUGAUCCGGAGGACCCUUGGUUUCCUUUCGUUACCAAUGCCCUGAACGCCAAAGAGCUGUAUAUCAAGGACAAGGCCUACAUUGUCAAGCGAGGGGAAGUCCAGAUCGUGGACGAGUUUACGGGCCGCGUCAUGGAAGGCCGCCGGUGGAGCAACGGCCUUCACCAGGCCAUUGAAGCAAAGGAGAAUGUGCAGAUCCAAGCGGAGUCGGUGACUUUGGCCAGCAUUUCCUAUCAAAGCCUCUUCCGCUUGUUCGACAAGCUCAGCGGCAUGACGGGCACCGCCUUCACCGAAGCCAAGGAGUUCGAGGAGGUCUACAAACUGAAAACAGUGGUGGUUCCGCCGAAUCUCACGAGGAAGCGUGAGGACAAGGAUGACCAGGUUUAUGUGGACGACAUCGGCAAGUGGAAGGCAGUGGCGAGGGAGGUGGAGAACGCGCAUCGUAUUGGCCGGCCGGUGCUGAUCGGAACCACCAACGUGGAGAAUUCCGAGAUCAUUGCUGAGCUGUUGGAUGCCUUGGGCGUGGCAUAUCAACUGCUCAACGCCAAGCCUGAGAACGUGGCACGAGAGACUGAGAUUGUGGCCUCCAGCGGCCGCAAGUAUGCUGUGACCAUUGCAACCAACAUGGCAGGGCGAGGCACCGACAUCUUGCUCGGCGGCAAUCCCUCUAUGAUGGCCCGGCUGCGGCUUCGGGAGGAGCUCUAUGCCAAGCUGUUCCCGAAGAAGUCUUGGGCCAUGCCUGAGGAAUUUUACCCAGUGGACCUCACAGCACCGCUGGAGAAGCAGGUGAGUGAUGCCGUGGCACAAACGGUGGAGGCCUGGACUCCUGAAGAGCUGAAGCUGAAGCCUACCUCGCUGGAAGCAGCAGAGCAGAUUGUCUCCCAGGGCAAGCUGACCGAGCUGGAGGCAGAGGAGCGCUUGUCCUUGGCCUGUGAGAAGGCGCCCACGGAAGACGAGGCGAUCUUGCAGCUGCGAGAGGCAUACAAGGCUUUGGCUGCGCACUACAAGCAGAUCACUGACCUGGAGAAGGAGGAGGUUCGGGCACUUGGUGGCCUUCUGGUGCUGGGCACGGAGCGCCACGAGUCCCGGCGCAUCGACAACCAGCUGCGUGGCCGGUGCGCACGACAAGGCGACCCGGGAGCUACGCGCUUCUUUCUCAGUUUAAACGACACAAUUUUCCGCAUCUUUGGAGGCUCGCACCCGGGUACUGGCAGUGCUGAGACGGGGACACACGUUGAAAGUUCUGCAAUGUGGCUGAGAUUUUGCCGUAGGUUCGCGUGA
This is a messenger RNA of Effrenium voratum, 2007 nucleotides long. NCBI's taxonomy places the organism in Eukaryota, Dinophyceae, Suessiales, Symbiodiniaceae. The record is from the annotation of a GenBank genome assembly.